Messenger RNA from Symbiodinium sp. CCMP2592, 6060 nucleotides. NCBI's taxonomy places the organism in Eukaryota, Dinophyceae, Suessiales, Symbiodiniaceae. The record is from the annotation of a GenBank genome assembly.
AUGGCCGAGCAAAGCGCCAUGGCGACCCUCGGCGACGAGCACCGGCGAAUAGCAAAGGCAGCCUGUUCUGUGUAUGAUCUCCAGGUGGACUCAGAUGCCGUGGUAGACUCCAUGUAUGCGACUUCUUGCAAGUUCAGCGAUCCUUUGGUGUUGGUUUCGGGCCCUUCCCACGUGAAGGCCCAGUUUCGGUCUCUUCGAAUGCUCUUUCGGGAGAUUGAUUUCCAUGUGGACGGAAUCGGUCCUCUGGGCGAGAAACUGGUGAUUGAGGCCACCGUAACCUACGUGCCCAAAUUCAUGCCGAGAGCCUGUGCCUUGAGGCUUAAGCAGUUUACGACGCUCACAUCGACAGCGGGGCGCAUUGAGGGUGGCGUCCCUCAGGCUAGUUUAGGUGGAGGUGGUGAAUGUCGCGGCGUCGACGAGGGGGACUUGGGCCAUGCCAUAGGUCAGAUAAGACAGCGAUUCGAGAAGGAUUCUGAAGGCGCCUACUUGCAGCUGGCAUACCUAGGCUGCAGCGAUGAGUAUUACCAAUGGUAUGUAAAACAGGAGGGGAAAAGAGAUGGUCUCCCUGCUGAUUGUUACCACCAUCUUUGUCGUCGCCAUGUCACGCGCUGCAGUCGGGCUGUGGGGGGUUCUGAUGUCAUUCACGUUCAGAAAUGGAGCCCAGUUACAAAGCAGGAAGCCCAUGACAUUUUGACUGCCUGGGGAUUCCCAGGGUUGCCAGCUGAUCCUACUCCGGCACAUGCACAUCAGACCGCUCCGAAGAGGAAAGUGAAGCGAUCCACCGCAAUGCAGGCUCUCCCAGCUGCAAAGGCUGAGGAGGGAGAAGAGGAUUUCGAGGACGAUGAAGGUGGGGCGGAGCCUGAAACCAGGCCUCCACUGAAACGGUAUCGGAAGAGGCAUCAGAGCGGUAAGGAGGGGAUACGGGGGGCAGUGCUGGACGCUAUGCUCGAUGAGGAUAUCGAGGUGAACAGUCCCAGAGGCCCCUCGAGAAAGAUUGAAGAUCGCUUGGAUGCCUUGCGCGCCAAACUUCAGGGUAAGCAGGCGGAGGCGAAGGGCAACAAAUCCGCUGGCGCCGUACUUGCUGCCCGAGCCGCGGAAUCGAGUCAGAAGCCUAGGAAGAAACGGAAGAGUGGCGCGAACGUCAUUCGCCAAUUGAGGAAGGCCCUUCAACUCCGGAAGUUGGCCGAGGACAAGCCAGGAAAGCUACUGUUGACUACACUCCAGGGCUUGCAUGAGCAGCUUGGUGCAGCAACUGGGGAGGCUAGCGAUGAUCCACUAUCACCCAUCAUGGUGCGGUACCUUCUUACUAUGGUCAUGCCGAGCUUCCCUUCCAAGCUCGGUGGAAGUGAAAAGUAUCGGGAGCUCCGAACCUUGUGUCAGGCACUCGACUGUCUGCUGCGUGGUAAAGUUGAUUCUGCGGGAGACAUCUUGGUACAGCGCUUUAAGAGCCUUGUUAUGGGAUUGCGUGACGGUACUGAAAGGUUCGGACAUUACCUAGAAUUGAUCCCUGAAGAGUCGCUCGGAGUCACAAGUGAUGAAGCGUUCUAUGCGCGGGAAUUGGCAGGACUCCGCGGGGAGCACGGGCAGGCCAACCCGGCUCCUUAUCGCGACCCUUCACCCCACAAGGCCGAAAGCGCUCCCCAGCAUCAGACAUUAGCGCCGAGCCCCCGGAACUCUCCCAGUCGACCUCCCCUCUUGAGGAAGAGGGAUACCCCCACCAAAAAGGAGGACAGGCAGGGAGAGGAUCGCCGGGACAACCAUGGGACUCGCAGAGGCCAGGGCUCAGACACCGAGGAAAAGCGGCGAGAGUCGCAAAGCAUGGAAAGACCGGAUAUUCAAGACAGCGCGGGGGCAGCAGUGAGCAGUUGUGUUGAGGUGGACCCCGGUGGCUGCCGGGGUAUUCCGGGUGACAGCCCGCGGUUUUUUAAUCAAGAAGGCUGUGACGAUCGCGCGUGUACAGCCCAGAGUGGCGGCUCGGGGAGUGCGUCGACACAGCUUGCUGUUGAAAGGCUGCUGCAGUUGCUGCAUGUUGAUGAUGAUUCGGAUGCUAGACCUCGCAUGUUGGCGCUAUUAUCGCAAGGAUUGCCUGAAACUCAGCAUGUUCUUCAGAUGGGCAUCACAGCUUUGCAGCUCCUGUUUUUGAGUCCACGAGAUGGACAGCUCAUUCAGACAUCAUUGCGUAGCAUGAUGAAAAAAUCGGUCACGCCUAUUGCUCGACAGAGGGAUUUGCUACCUUUACCUCUGCCUCCGAUAGGAGCUGCUAUUCAGGUUUUGGCCCAUUGUUCGAAAACAUCGGCUGGCAUGCUGUUCUGGAACCCUACGAACGAGCAUAAACGACAUAAGCAAAAGCUGUCCAAGAUUGUUGGAGCCGGGUGCAUGCAGUUGUGGAGGCUGCUUGUGGUUGUUGUUCUGAAUGGUGAGGCUUGCGGCUGGAAUUCCCCUUUGUUUCCACCCGUCAACAACGCCGGAACCGCAGCGCAGAGAGCUGCUCUUCGUCAUCUCACUGAGCUCGUUGAUCACUUUUGUCGCUGCCCGCUUGAGCUCCGCGAGGGGAAGUCUUUCGAGGACAUUGUUAGGAGCAAGGGCUUGGAUUAUGCUGGUGAGGAGGUUCUUCGGGCACUACCGGUCAGGCUGGGAGAGAUUGCUCCUGGGCUCCCGGCGGACGGAGUGGCUGGAUCCCUGGAGGCAACGACGGUUGCGGCAGGGAGGGUGAAGUCGUGGCUGACGGACCCCAGUCUAUGCUUGCUCCCACAAGAUCAAUGGCCUGACCCAUUGCCCAAAGCUUCGAUGAAUUGUACUCGUGAGGAUUGGCUUGAAAUCGCUCGGGUUUUAGUUGCCAAAAACAUCAUGGAGCCAAUCAAGCGUGAGGAGAUCUUUCGGGUGCGAGGUGAGUUGCUUCUCAACGGCAUCUUUGCCGUUGAGAAAAAGGGGGUGCCUGCCCCUGGUGAAACCAAGAUCACCCGUCUGAUCAUGAAUUGCGUGCCAUCAAACUCCAUUCAACGGUUGAUGGAAGGUGACCUUCCAACCUUGAGCUCAUCUUCCCAAUGGACGGCGGCGUACUUACACCCUUCGCAGGUGCUUCUCUGGUCCGGAGACGAUCAACGGGGUGCCUUCUAUGCGUGGAGGCUUCCAAGAGCUUGGCGGCGAUACCUUGCAUUCCGAUGGCCGGUGCCAGGGCAUGUGGUAGGGCUUCCGAGUGAAAGUGAGGUCUACCUGUCCUCAGCGGUGAUUCCUAUGGGGUGGUUGAACGCCGUGAGCCUUUUCCAGCAUCUCCACAGGCAGCUGGGUCUCUCCCCGCCGCCCGCUGGUGCUGGACUACCAGCUGAAAACGAAUGGCGUAGAGAUCGGCCUGUCCCAGCAAGCGCCACAUCACUCAACGGAGGGUGGAUCCAGUACUACUUGGAUGACUUCGAUGCUCCGGAAUAUGUUGGCAGGGAGCAGUGGCAACGCUUGCGUGGAGUAUCGUCGUCCACUCACCGUCGGCAGCGUGGUGCCUAUUCAAGGCAAGGGGUUGCGAUCUCUGAAGACAAGUCGCACGUCCGUGAGUUGUCGGUGAAUCGCAUGGGUGCGCAUGUUGAUGGAGAUAAAGGUUUCGUGAGCGUUCCGUUGCAAAAGUUGUUGGAAGUUGGUUGGAUGUGCAUUUGGACACUUGGGGAACGCUCCAUGUGUGACAAACCACUGCUUAUGCUGCUUGGAAGGCUGGUGAGAUGCUUCGAGUUUAGGAGGCCUUUGAUGGGGCUUCUGAAUGAGGUCUGGCCUAAAGGCAAGUGGUUCCUCCGGCGAAGCCUCAAAGCUCCUGCUGUGCGUGAGUUGCUCCGUGGAUUGUCAUGCUUGCCUUUAGCUGUCAGUUCACUGCGUACUGAACCCAGUGGGCUGGUCACAUGCUCCGAUGCCUCACUCGACGGGGCAGGCCUUUGCGCAAGUGCAGGGCUGACGCAGGAGGGCAAAACAUUGUUGGAUAAUCUCGAGGGUGGCGAUGUGCCCGCUUUCAGACCAACAGGGGCCCUCGAGUUCAACCGCGGUGAUGGGCCGCGUGUCUUGGUGGUGUCCCUCUUCGACAGUGUCGGUGCUGUUAUAUGUGCAUUAACAAGACUCCCCUGUCAAGUCAUCGGGUAUGCUAGCUCAAGCAUUGACAAGAAAUGCAAACGCCUCCUGCGAAGACGAUGGCCCGGAGUUAUUGAGCUUGGAAACAUUGAGAACAUUGACAGCAAGUGUAUUGAACAUCUCCACAAAAGCGUGAAUCACAGACUGGAUGUUGUCAUUGUUGGAGCAGGGUGUCCAUGCCAAGCUAUCGCUGAACACGGACAGCAUUCGCAAUUGUUCUUUCAUGUUCUUCGCGUUAUACAACUGUUCAAGCACGUUUUCGAGGUCCCGGUGCACUCGUUUGUUGAAAACACCUUCAGCAUCACGACAGAAAGCCGCCAAAAAUUUAGCAAUAUCCUUGAAACAGAGCCGCUAUUGUUGGAUGCUAAAUGGCUGUCUUGGUGUGAACGGCCUCGUUUAUUCUGGUGCUCAUGGGAUGUUCAACCUGUUGAUGGUGAAGCUUUGAUUGAUCGUGGUGAUUACCGCGAGCUCAAACUGCCCUUGACGCGAGGUGACCCUUCAGAGUGGUUGGAUGCGGGUUGUGUUUGGAAUGGCAAGAACCAUGGUUGGCUGCCUGCCCUCACGCGGCCCAAACCCCGGAAAACGCGACCUCGUGAUCCUGAUGGGUUAGCAGGCGCUAGUGAUGAUGCCGUGGCCCGCUGGGAACAAGAUCAGUAUAGGCUCCAAGUUUGCAACUAUGAGUCCGAUGUCAUGGUCAGGGGCGUGGAUGGUGCUCUUCGGCUGCCUUCGCCCAGUGAGCGUGAAACACUCAUGGGGUUUGACCGAGGGUAUCUGAGCAAAGCCGUCAGUCCCAAGUUGUCGCAUGACGAGGCUCUUGAUCUGGUUGGACACAUGGUCGGCAACUCCUUUCACGUGCAUGUGGUUGUGGUUCUAUUGCACAGCCUGCUUGUCAAUUUUGGUGUUGCCGCUGACCGCGAUCUAGUGCGCUUGAGGGCUUCUCAAGGUGAUGCUAGUGCCGGUUGGUUGUUGCAUCCCAAAUUCGUCGCCAGAAAUGUUGAAACUUAUGACACGGCGAAACUAGUGCUCCAUUUCAUGCGACAAGCAGAGCGUGGCGGUACUGAUGUUCGGCUCGACGCUCGAUCAAAGUUGACUUUGAAAAGUCAAAUGGUCUCAGGUGGAAUGCAAGCCAGAUACCGCAAAGCUGUGUUGGUAUUGCUUUCAUUUUUGGUUGAGUCGAGAAUCCAAGUGACGGCUUGGCAUGAUCUUGAUGAGGCUGUCUCGGCUUGGCUUGAAUUCGCAUACUCGGAGGGCGAAAGCAAAUCACUUGCUAGUGACGCGCUGGCAGGGGUGCAAUACUUCUUGCCUCCGGCAGUUGGCAUGCUAAAACACUCGUGGAAGUUGGCUAAAAUCUGGCACCGUCUGGAGCCGCCACUACGCGUGCUGCCAUUGAGCCCAAUGCUGGUCUUUGGUUUCGCCGGUGCUGCCGUCGGUAUGGGUUUCAUCCAUGAAGCUGCUGGGAUCAUGAUUGCAUUUGAUGCCAUGCUGCGUUCUGGCGAGCUCUAUGCACUCAAAGUCGGCGAUGUUAAAUUUAUGAGAGAACGCGCGGUUCUGAAUUUACAUCAAAGCAAAGCCGGAAAGCGUACAGGACACUCAGAAAUGGUGGUUGUGGAAAGCCGCAUGGCCUUCAAAUGGCUAAAGCGUGCAUGUCUGAAUAGGCCCAAAGCCGCGCUCCUCAUCGAAAGAGGCGCCGGCUUCUUUCGUAAGCUUUUUCACUCCCUGUUGAGUUUCUUCAAAACUGAGGGGCUCAUCAACGUCUAUAGCCUCAGACGUGGAGGAGCAACUUGGGAUUUUCUCCACCACCAAUCAAUGGAGCGUACCCUGCUCCGCGGACGCUGGGCAAGCACGAGCACUGCGCGCAUCUAUCUCCAGGAUGCCGCUGCCACCGUGAACCACCUGUCCUUAACACCUGAUCAACGCCACCUGGCAAAUUCCAUGCUGCAGAAACUAAAAUCUUGA